AGACCCCAAUUGAACCCUGGACUCUUCAGUCGGUGGGGCUGAUGCUCUAUCCACUGAGCCAACCCGGCCAGCGCUCUCAUUUUUAAACUGGAAGUUGGGCUGGUUGAUUUCUAGGUUCUCUUGCAGCCUGUCAUGCAGACCAGCAGUCUGAGUGUGGGGCCUCUGCUGCUGGCUUUACUGUCAGAGCUGGUUCCCGGGGGUCAGCCACUCUCCUUUGGUGACUUCCCACUCCAGCUUCGGGACCCGAGUUGUGGCUCCCCGGAGAGCUGGAGUUGGCUGCGUGGAAAUUAUCUCUCACUGACUGAAAAUGCAGGAAGCUUGAGCUUGAAACUCGCUCGUCAAAAAGAAAAAAACACACACAGAGCAAGAAACCACAGGGCUUAUCAGCCUGUCGUCAUCAGGCAGACUAGAAUAGUGCAGAGAACUCUAGGCAGAGAGGAAAUGAACUUGAGAGAAGGGGGAACACACAGGGCAGAGAGGAGAGAAAGAGGGCGGGAGGGGAAGGCGCAGGCUGCAGGGCAGGGCCCGCCAUGGUGGGAGGAUGGAAGACGUGGUGGUGAAGCAGGGCUUCCUGUACCUUCAGCAGCAGCAGACGUUUGGAAAGAAAUGGCGCAGGUUUGGGGCCAUGCUGUACGGCCAGUCGGGCUGCGCCCUGGCCCGGCUGGAGCUGCAGGAGGGCCCGGAGAAGCCGCGUCGGGGAGAGGCCGCCCGCAGGGUGAUCCGCCUCAGUGACUGCCUGCGGGUGACGGAGGCCGGCGGGGAGGCCAGCAGCCCCCGGGACACCAGCGCCUUCUUCCUGGAGACCCGGGAGCGCCUGUACCUGCUGGCGGCCCCCACUGCCGAGCGUGGCCCCUGGAUGCAGGCCAUCUGCCUGCUGGCCUUCCCGGGCCAGCAGAAGGAGCUGCCGGGGCCGGAGGGCCAGGGCGGCGGACCCUGCAUGGAGGAGAAUGAGCUGUACAGCAGCACGACCACAGGGGCCCCCUGCAAGGAGUUUGCUGUGACCGUGAGGCCCACGGAGGCCAGCGAGAGGUGCCGGCUCCGGGGGGCCUACACCCUCCGGAUAGGAAAGGGGGCCCUGGAGCUGUGGGGGGGCCCUGAGCCGCGGGCCCUUGUGUACGACUGGCCCUACCGGUUUCUGCGGCGCUUUGGGCGCGACAAGGUAACCUUUUCCUUCGAGGCUGGGCGGCGCUGCGUCUCUGGAGAGGGCAACUUUGAGUUCGAAUCCCGGCAGGGCAAUGAGAUCUUUUUGGCCCUGGAAGAGGCCAUCAUCGCCCAGAAGAAUGUGCCUCCCGCUGGGCCGCCAACCCAGCCAGCCCCAGCCCCAGCCCCAGUCACAGGCCUCGGAGCGCUGCCCAGGCCCGAGAGCCCGUACUCCCGGCCCCACGACUCCCUGCCGCCACCUUCACCCAGCACCCCGGGGCCCACCGCCCGGCCCCGCCCGGAGGGGGAGUACGCAGUGCCCUUCGAUGCCGUGGCCCGGAACCUGGGGAAGACCCUGCGGGGCAUCCUGGUGGUCCCGCCCCCGCCCCGGGGGGACCCUCUGUACGACAGCAUCGAGGAGCCCCGGCCCCCACGGCCGUCACCGUCACGAUCCGACCACAUAUACGAUGAGCCCGAGGGGGUGGCCGUCCUGUCCCUGUACGACAGCCCGCAGGAGCCCCAGGGUGAGGCCUGGAGGAGGCAGGCCACAGCCGACGGAGCCCCCGGCGGCCCCCAGCACGGCUACCCCGGGGGGCAGGACUUCCCUGCUUCUGGCCUGCCGCUGGAGACCGAGUAUGACAACGUCAUUCUGAAGAAAGGCCCCAAGUGACGGUGGGCAGAGAGAGUCUGGAGCCCACGGAACGCCAGCUCUGAGGUGGGCGACCACCGGGGAAGGGGGUGGGCUGGAGAGAAGGAGUGGGAGGGGGAAGGCAGGCCUCCCUUCCAGCUGCUGCUGCUGCUCACUCCUCCUGCCCACCUCGUCCCGGGAGCCUCCCCAGGACUCAUCCCUCCCUGGGUCUGCUGGGACUGCUGGGACUGCUGGGUCUGCUGGGUCUGCUGGGUCUGCUGCAUGAGUCAUGAUCCAGAAGCAGGAAGAAUGCCCUGAAGAGACCCACCCUCCUCCUACCCUUUCCCACUUCCCCUUGUUCUUUCCUGGGUCUAAGGGGGUCAACCUCAGGCAUUUAGGACAGAAGACAAAAGCAUGUCAGCAAGUCGCUCCAUUCCUGGGUUUGCACAGGCCUCCGGGCUCGAAGGGGGCGCUGCAGGCGUUGGACUUCUCUGUGGCAUUAAACAUUUCCAAGGUG
Messenger RNA from Pipistrellus kuhlii (Kuhl's pipistrelle), 2285 nucleotides. It is a transcript of the gene DOK2, whose product is annotated as docking protein 2. Bases 542 to 1810 code for a protein of 422 amino acids. Gene Ontology annotation, biological process: positive regulation of MAPK cascade; cell surface receptor protein tyrosine kinase signaling pathway. The transcript has 5 exons. Lineage: Eukaryota; Metazoa; Chordata; Mammalia; Chiroptera; Vespertilionidae. The record is from RefSeq and is a predicted model, not a curated record. Gene Ontology annotation, cellular component: cytoplasm.